AUGGGAUUCCUGACAGCACUUGCGCGGCGGUACGGGGUUCGGGCCUGUAGCCACCUCGCCGGUCCCUCGUACCCGCCUCUGCGGCAGGCCACCUUGGGGCAAGUCGUCUCGGAAGCAGCCCAGAAGUGGGGUCACCGAGCAGCUGUGCACUUUCCUGCCGAGAACGUCUCGCUCGGCUAUGCAGAGUUCCACGAACAGGUUGAGCGCGUGGCUGAAGGUCUGCUCUCGUUGGAAGUGGAGUCGGGGUCACGGGUGGCUAUUCUGUCACCCACUUGCCACCGGUACAUCGUCUGCCAGUUCGCCGCGGCCAAGGCGGGACUCACUCUGGAGAUCCUCGCGGACGAUGUGCCGAUUGGUGGCUGA
This is a messenger RNA of Rhipicephalus sanguineus (brown dog tick), 363 nucleotides long. RefSeq lists its product as uncharacterized. NCBI's taxonomy places the organism in Eukaryota, Metazoa, Arthropoda, Arachnida, Ixodida, Ixodidae. The coding region runs from base 1 to 363 and encodes 120 amino acids. The transcript is spliced from 3 exons. The record is from RefSeq and is a predicted model, not a curated record.